CAGAAGCAGAAGGCGUUUCAAAACCAGUUUACCUUAAUACCUCAACAUGAAUACUGCGUGUGGAUUUCUCUUGGCCGUUUUGGCCGUUUCUUCAGUCCAGGCGUUCGUGAGAUACAGGAGUUAUUAUGGCGGCAGUCAUGGGUUAGGAAGACUGUACGGUAACUAUGGAAGCAUGUACGGAGGAUAUGGCAAUCUUUACGGUAGUCGCUAUGGUGGCUACGGUAAUCUCUAUGGCAACGGAUAUGGACUCUAUGGCAACGGAUAUAGCUCGUAUGGCAAGGGAUAUGGUUUAGGAAACCUGUAUGGUGGAUACGACGGUCUCUAUGGCAGCAGCUAUGGUGGAUACGGCAACCUCUACAACAACGGAUAUGGCCUUUACGGUAACGGAUUCGGACUCUAUGGCAACGGUCUCUAUGGCAACGGUCUCUAUGGCAAUCGUUACGACUAUGGACACGUCGGCCACGGUAGUCUUUAUGGCCAUGGUAGCUAUAGACACGGAAAGAAGAGCUACUAUUAAGCAGACCACUCGCCAAUAGUUGAUCUGACAACGCAAACUACUAUACCUCUCUCAUGUAUUUGCCAUAUUGUUGUAAUUCCAAUAGGUGCAAUAAAUUAAAAUGCA
Messenger RNA from Dreissena polymorpha, 622 nucleotides. RefSeq names its product keratin-associated protein 19-2-like. The record is from RefSeq and is a predicted model, not a curated record. NCBI's taxonomy places the organism in Eukaryota, Metazoa, Mollusca, Bivalvia, Myida, Dreissenidae. The transcript has 3 exons. Bases 47 to 517 code for a protein of 156 amino acids.